Quercus lobata is the source of this 829-nucleotide messenger RNA. RefSeq names its product embryo-specific protein ATS3B-like. The record is from RefSeq and is a predicted model, not a curated record. The coding region runs from base 75 to 563 and encodes 162 amino acids. Lineage: Eukaryota; Viridiplantae; Streptophyta; Magnoliopsida; Fagales; Fagaceae. Gene Ontology annotation, molecular function: protein binding. The transcript is spliced from 3 exons.
UAGGAUUAUUCCAAAGAUCAUACUUCUCCUCACACAGUCACUCCUGGGAUAUAGCUCAUAGGAAUUUAGAGGAAAUGGUGAAAGCAGUGACUUUUCUGCUCUUUUUGGCCUUCCUCUUCACAUUCUCCCAAGCCAAGUCAAUCAUUCCUCAACCCCAGCAGUUCAGAUCCUUCAAGAUCAACAAUACCCAGAAUGUAAAGAGCUGCUCUUACACGGUAUCAAUAACGACAAGCUGUUCAUCAACCAAAUAUACAAGGGAUCAAAUCAGUCUUGCAUUUGGUGAUGCUUAUGGCAAUCAGGUGUAUGCACCAAGACUGGAUGAUCCAUCAACAGGAACGUUUGAGAGGUGCUCUAGAGAUACAUUUCAGAUAUAUGGACCAUGCUCAUACCAAAUCUGCUAUGUCUACCUUUAUAGGAGUGGAUUCGAUGGUUGGAUGCCUGAGAAAGUGACAAUCUAUGGUUAUAACACCAAGUCUGCUACAUUUUAUUACAACACUUAUAUUCCUAAUGAUGUUUGGUAUGGAUUCAAUCUUUGUAAUGGAGCUUCAGUCAGUACAAUAUAGGAGGAGGAAGAUGUUUCUCUCUAUUUCAUUUUGGGGCUUGUCAAAACUGGUUUCUGUUUGGUCUUUUGAUCUUUUCUAGCCCUCUCUUGUCUUGGGUGCUUAAUUAGUGACAUAUGAACAAAAUAAAUCAUUAAUGAAAGUGUUCAUUAUCAUAUGCAAGUGCUUUUGAGGAAGCAGCAAUACAAUUUCAACACAGUUUGGUUGGCAUACUUUGAGUUUCUAUGAUUUUUCAUUGAGUAUAAUUUAAAAAGUUUGUGAUAUUGACC